Messenger RNA from Cyphellophora attinorum, 234 nucleotides. RefSeq lists its product as uncharacterized. The record is from RefSeq and is a predicted model, not a curated record. The coding region runs from base 1 to 234 and encodes 77 amino acids. The transcript is spliced from 2 exons. NCBI's taxonomy places the organism in Eukaryota, Fungi, Ascomycota, Eurotiomycetes, Chaetothyriales, Cyphellophoraceae.
AUGGCUUCCUCUGGCGACGAGAGCGCCAUCAUCGCCGCCGACGGCGACGACUGGAUGGUUCUGCCGCUUGCCCGCGUCGGCGCCGCCGAUAACGACGACGAGAGUGUUGCUGCUGCUCCUGCUGCAAGUGCGGGCGGCGAGAACGAGGAGGAGGAAGCGCUCUUCGAGCGGACGCUCGCUGAGCGUCGAGAGCAGAUCGAGAAGACGCUGGCGAAGCUGGAAGGCCGUCGGUAA